UCAAAGAUUCUAUACAUUUUUCUUUUGCUUUUAACCUUGUUUUGUUUUAUUAUUGAGGAAUUGGUAAUGUUAAUGAUAGUAAUAGUAAUAGAAUAAUUGAAAUUAUUCUACUUUUUGUAAUUUUCUCAAAUCCAAAUUAAAACAUCAUCAUUUCAUUUUUUUGUUGGGCUAAAACAAAGGAAAAAGAAGUGGGUCAUUUCCAAAUUUGGUUGAAUUGAAGGGAAAUUUAUUAAAGAUUUGAUCUUUUUUAAAUUUGUUUUUGGGUUCAGUUUGAUGGUGAUGGUGGUGGUGGUGGUGGUGGAGGAGGUGGUGGUGGGUCUUUGUUAAUAUUUGCCAUCAUAUUAGCCUUGACUCUAUAAUCAAUCAGGAAUUCAACGAUAGCCAACAACUCGACUGCAAGCUGUCCAGACCUGCAGCCGAAGUUCUUAAGUAUGUCUGGGAUUGAUGAUAAUGUUGCUAUAAUUGGAGAUUGGGUGCCUCCUCGCUCAAACCAACGAACGUUUUUCUCAGCUAUUGGAGGUGAUGAUAAUAGCUCCAAAACUACUCCAGAAUCUUCUCGAGAGAAUAAAACUGAAGAGCUAUUUCUGGGAUCGAGAGAACAGGCAACAACAGGAAACAAUGGCAAAAAGGAUGGGGCACAAAAUUAUGGUGCUCAGUUUACAGAACUAACUACAUAUUCCGAGCAGAAAUCUAGUUCACGCGGUGGUCUUGUAGAAAGAAUGGCGGCAAGAGCGGGAUUUAAUGCUCCAAGGUUAAAUACAGAAAGCAUAAAAUCUGCUGACCUUUCACUUAAUCCUGAGAUUCGAUCUCCUUAUCUGACAAUCCCUCCCGGUCUCAGCCCAACAACCUUGUUAGAUUCUCCAGUAUUCCUUUCAAAUUAUUUGGCACAGCCAUCUCCAACAACUGGAAAAUUCUCGUUUGUCCUAAAUGGUAAUAGUAAGGGCUCUAUGUUGAUGUCUGAACCUUCUGAUAAAAAUAAAGAAAAUUUCUUUGAGGACAUCAAUGAUUCUUCUUUUGCAUUCAAGCCAAUUCCAGAUUCUGCAUCUGGUUUUUUCCUCGCUCCAACAAGCAAACAAUCAUUUCCGAGCAUUGAAGUCUCAGUUCAGUCAGAGAAUUCUCUUCAUGGUGCAGAACCAGCCAAAGUCCAAUCUCAGCAUCGGAACAACAGUCUCCAGACUAUGAGGAGUGAUAGGAGGGUCUUCGAUAAUGUUGGUGGCAGUGCCGAACAUUCUCCACCUCUUGAUGAGCACCAGGAUGAAGUAGGAGACCAGAGAGCCAGUGGAGAUUCCGUGGCGGGUGGCGGUGGUGGUACACCAUCUGAAGAUGGAUAUAACUGGAGAAAAUACGGACAGAAACAAGUAAAGGGAAGUGAGUACCCGCGGAGUUAUUACAAAUGCACGCAUCCAAAUUGCUUGGUUAAGAAGAAAGUAGAGCGCUCUCACGAGGGCCAUAUAACAGAGAUCAUCUACAAGGGGGCCCACAACCAUCCUAAACCUACGCUUAAUCGACGUUCAGCCAUCGGAUCGUCAAAUCCCCUCGUGGAUAUGCAACUAGAUGUCCCUGAGCAAGCUGGAUUACAGCGCGGAACAGAAAAUGAUCCUAUUUGGGCAAGUGCGCUGAGUAAAAAUGCUGCUGGGACACCCGAUUGGAGGCACGACAACAUUGAGGUGACUUCUUCAGCAUCUGUAGCGCCUGAAUUUGGCAAUCCAUCUUCCGCAGUGCAGGCUCAGAAUGCUGCUAACGGUGAAGCAGGUGAUGCUGUUGAUGCCUCAUCUACCUUUUCUAAUGAUGAAGAUGAAGAUGAUCGCGCCACACAUGGAAGCGUAGGUUAUGAUGGCGAAGGAGAUGAAUCCGAGUCAAAGAGAAGGAAGAUUGAAACAACAUACCCCACAGAGAUUGCAGGAGCUACAAGAGCUAUUCGGGAGCCUAGAGUUGUGGUCCAGACUACCAGCGAGGUGGAUAUCCUGGACGAUGGAUAUCGCUGGCGCAAAUAUGGGCAAAAAGUUGUGAAAGGAAAUCCAAAUCCCAGGAGUUACUACAAAUGCACUAAUGCAGGCUGCACGGUGAGGAAGCAUGUUGAGAGGGCAUCACAUGACCUUAAGUCAGUGAUCACUACAUACGAGGGAAAACACAAUCAUGACGUUCCGGCUGCACGCAACAGCAGCCAUGCUAACUCUGCAUCUAAUGCCAUUCACUCACAAGCCGGUGCAGCUGUUCUUCAUAGACCAGAGCCAUCUCAAGUUCAUAACGGUAUGUCAAGGUUCGAUAGGUCUGCAGCGUACGGAAACUUCAGCCAUCAUGGAAGACAACAAAUGGGUCAUAUCCCUAACUUCUCAUUUGGAAUGCAUCCACCAGGGCUAGCUAAUCUGGCAAUGGCUGGACUGGGUCCGGGCCAACCGAAGAUGCCGGUUAUGUCGGUUCACCCCUACUUAGCACACCACCAACGUCCCAUGAAUGAAAUGGGGUAUAUGUUGCCCAAAGGAGAACCUAAGGUGGAGCCUAUGUCUGAACCAAGUCUCAAUCUAUCCAAUAAUCCAUCAGUUUAUCAGCAAAUCAUGAAUAGGCUGCCGCUUGGACCGCACAUGUAAAUUAUUAUUAUUUUUUCUUCAUUAGCAUCUAAAUAUUUAUUUAUCAUUGGUAAUACUUAUUUACUUCUGUUAAUUGUGUUGAAAAUAGAUACAGUACAUUUUUAUACUUCUUUAUAUAUAGAUUGGCAUAUUUCUUUUA
Mercurialis annua (annual mercury) is the source of this 2727-nucleotide messenger RNA. RefSeq names its product probable WRKY transcription factor 2. The transcript is spliced from 6 exons. Gene Ontology annotation, molecular function: DNA-binding transcription factor activity; sequence-specific DNA binding. The coding region runs from base 432 to 2588 and encodes 718 amino acids. Lineage: Eukaryota; Viridiplantae; Streptophyta; Magnoliopsida; Malpighiales; Euphorbiaceae. The record is from RefSeq and is a predicted model, not a curated record. Gene Ontology annotation, biological process: regulation of DNA-templated transcription.